UACGCUUAUGCCUUUAUAAAGACACAAGUUUUUGUGACGUACUAAUUAUUUUUAAAACCAAGUGUACAUCUGGUAUAUAAACCCUCAAAUGCUUUACAUGUAAAUGUACAUCUAUAUAUUUUAUGUGACACCAUGUUUGAAUCAAGGAAGUUAAAUUUAUAAGAUAAGAUUGCCCGAACAAGAGAUUUUUAAACCCCCUGUUGAUAGACUGCGGUCUAGGUCGCCAGAGUAGAAAUAUCAAUUUUAGUCAACGAGGAAGUAAAUCGCGUUUGUGUUAGAAAAAAACAACAGUCAAAAAGACAGCUCUACUGUGCUACUAGUGUACUCACUGAAUACAUGUCGACAUGGGAUGUCGUGAAUCAAAGGAAAGGAAGGAACCCGGGGACUUCACAAAUAUUAAUGGUGAACAAAGUGGACAGGUGAAACCAUCAUCGGAUGGAAUAGAUAAUCCCGUCAAAUCCGAUUCAGAGCCAAAUUCUGCACAAGGCGGUAAAGGGACGCUAAGGGCGCUGUAUGACUAUGAGGCCAGGGCGGAUGGAGAUCUACCCUUUAAGAAAGGUGAUCGCCUUACCUUGUUGGAUGACAGUAAUCCUGAUUGGUGGUUCGCACGAAAAACAACAUCGGGAGGGGACAAAGACGAGGGUUACGUCCCCUCCAACUAUGUGGCAACAGAGGAUACCUUGGAAACAUACGAAUGGUUUGUUGGGAAGAUUUCCAGGAAAGAAUCAGAGAGACAGUUAUUAAGUCCAGAAAAUGCAUUAGGGUCUUAUCUGAUUCGAGAGAGCGAGACGGCACCAGGAAACUAUGUGCUUUGCGUCCGGAGUUUCCAAGAAGGAAAAGGUGAUGUGGUAAAACAUUACAAAAUCAAACCACUGGAUGACAACAAAGGCUUUUUCAUCACUGCACGAAGAACGCUGCCCAGUCUUCAGGACCUGAUAAACCAUUACACUGAAUCUGCGGAUGGAUUGGGACAAAAAUUAGAGAAACCUUGUGGAAAGUCAAAACCAGUCAUAGCUCUGAGCAAAGACGCAUGGGAAAUAGAUCGGGAAUCUCUAGAACUAUCGAAACGCUUAGGGGCGGGGCAAUUUGGAGAAGUUUGGAGAGGAAAAUGGAAUAAAACGACGGACGUUGCGGUGAAGACCCUGAAGCCAGGGACGAUGUCUAUCGAAGCGUUCCUCCUGGAAGCCACGAUCAUGAAAAAAUGCAAACACGACAAAUUAGUGCGACUUUAUGCCGUGUGUACAGACAAAGAACCCAUCUACAUUGUGACAGAGCUUAUGUCCAAGGGCAGCCUUCUUGAUUACUUGCGAGGGGACGAAGUCGAUUCUCUCAAGUUCACGCAGCUGGUGGAUAUUGCUGCGCAAGUCGCUAGCGGAAUGGGAUAUUUGGAGGAAAACAAAUUAAUUCACAGAGAUUUAGCGGCCAGAAACGUCUUAGUCGGGGACAACAACUUAGCAAAGGUGGCGGAUUUCGGUUUAGCAAGAUUAAUUGAGGAUGACGAAUAUACCCCCAAAUCCGGUGCUAAGUUUCCCAUAAAGUGGACGGCCCCAGAAGCCGCGCUCUAUGGACGAUACACGAUCAAAUCCGACGUGUGGUCUUACGGAAUCCUGUUGGUGGAAAUUGUGACACGUGGACAAACACCUUAUCCAGGAAUGAUGAACAAAGAAGUUCUAGAACAGGUGGACCGCGGGUAUAGGAUGCCUAAGCCAGCCCACUGUCCAGACUCCAUGUACGAGAUGAUGCUGAAAUGCUGGGACAAGAAGGCCGCCAAUAGACCAACGUUUGAGUACCUGGCUCAGUUCUUUGACGAUUACUUCAUUUCCACUGAGCCCAGUUACAAGGAUGCAGACGACUACUAAUUAGAAGUUCUUAAUUAAAUCACGAUAAACUUUAUUACUUGAUCUACGUAUAGGUGUAUUUACAGGUGGUUUUACACCUACAUGGUUGUUCAUACAUUGACUUGUAUAACUCUGGAGAGAGAAUGAGGGGAGAGAAAAUGAGGAGAGAAAAAGAAAUUAAGUAUAGUUAGUUUCUGUAUAUGUUAGAGAGAGAGAGAGAGAGAGAGAGAGAGAGAGAGAGAGAGAGAGAGAGAAGUUAGUUUAUGUGAGAGAGAGAGAGAGAGAGAGAGAGAGAGAGAGAGAAAGCAUUUUAAUGCUUUUAUUUAAACAACUAUAUAAACAUUUUAGGUGAUAUAUAUGUAUAUUUAAAUGUAUAUUUUAUAGUAUUUUUGUUCACUCAAAUUUUUUUUAUCCAAUUUGAUUUUCUUUUAGUUUCAGUGCAUUGUGUACUAUAGCGCUAUUUUUUCAUGCGAUUUCAUCCAAGUACAUUAGAUAUUUAUUUAAGAGUUAAAUAAAUUCCUGCAACAUGUUUUAAUUUACUAGAGUAGAGCGCCAGUGUGGAGUAUUAAUUGAUAUGAAACGGUUAAUUUCAAAACCGUUACAUAUAUCCUCACCAAAGACUGCAUUACGAAAGGGGGGGGGGGAGGCAGCAAAAGUGAUUUAGAACAGAGGGCAUAGAUACCGAAUACAUACAAAACAGUCGUAGUAACAAGUCAAUACAACUGUGUUGUAAACCCAAAACAAUAUUUGGAUAGACAAAGAAAAUGUUAGGAUUGUUAUAAAUCACUUUUUCAAUGUGUCUUUUUCGUGUGUUUUGGUCUUCUUUCCAACUGAUUUAUGAAAACAGUGCGGUUUGUUUCCCAAAUUAGCUUCUUGUCCAGACCAGACAGUUAACUAAUAGAAAAACAGAAUGUGUACUUUUGUCAGAAAUUAAUCAUGUUAUACUGAUUUCAUCAUUAAUAGCGAGUAGAUUGGAAUGAGUUCAUUGCUGACAUUUAAAAAAAAUAUAGUACAUAUGUACAUGUAGUAUAAUGUGCAAUUUGUUUAGUGGUCUUUGUUUUAUGAUGAGGAGAUUUGUAUGUUUAGGGGUAUAGAUUUUGUACAUUUAUAAUUAUGUAUUUAAAAAAAAGGUUAAAACCACCAUGCAAGACAAAGAUAUAUUUGUUAUUUUUAUAAAGCCAUUGUACAGUUCAUUAUUUUAAUUCUUUUUUUUUAAUAUUGCAAUUGUAUGUAUUUAAUUUGGAAUAAAACGCGUUAAAACUUUG
This is a messenger RNA of Magallana angulata, 3103 nucleotides long. Its product is annotated as tyrosine-protein kinase SRK2-like. Gene Ontology annotation, cellular component: extrinsic component of cytoplasmic side of plasma membrane. Gene Ontology annotation, molecular function: signaling receptor binding; ATP binding; non-membrane spanning protein tyrosine kinase activity. Bases 345 to 1859 code for a protein of 504 amino acids. The transcript has 11 exons. The record is from RefSeq and is a predicted model, not a curated record. Lineage: Eukaryota; Metazoa; Mollusca; Bivalvia; Ostreida; Ostreidae. Gene Ontology annotation, biological process: protein phosphorylation; cell surface receptor protein tyrosine kinase signaling pathway; cell differentiation.